AUGGUAUCAGAAAAAAAUCGUCGAGGUCGAACAGCUCUUCAUGAAGCAAGCGAAACUGAUUGCCUCAAAAGAAUUAAAUUUUUAUGGGAAAAUAGCACGAUUUAUUCCAAAAGUCUAGAUAAACUGCCCUUAAUUCUGGACGAUAGUCUGUCAACAUGUCUCCAUAUAGCUGCUGCUGCAGGUAAAUUUGAGGCAGUCGAAUGGCUUUUCAAAGAGGCUCCGCAUGAUCUAAAUCGAGUUGAUAUGAAUAAACGUACUGCACUUCAUUUGGCUUGUCAAUACGGUCAUAAGAAGAUUGUCGAAUAUUUGCUCAAACAACGAGCAUCGGUUACACUACGUGACUAUCAACUGUACAAUUGUCUCGAACUUGCCAUAGUUAAUCAUCAUCGAGAUAUUGUCGAGAUUCUCCUUGCUCAUGAAUCGUGGCAUGAAAUGAUGUGCAACGCUCAACCAAUUGAAAGUACAUAUGCAUACGAUACAUCUAUGCGAAAAUUAAUUCGACACAUGCCUUAUGUUACUGUUGAUCUAUUGACUAAAAAAUUGAAACGAACAGUUGGUGGAAAAGAGCAACAAGUGUUCAAGACAAUCUACGAUUAUGAGUUCUUCGAAGAUGAAUUUAAAGUCAAAAAAUGGCAUCUUCAAGGUAUUGAAUGUUAUAUAAGAUGA
This is a messenger RNA of Rotaria sp. Silwood1, 666 nucleotides long. The record is from the annotation of a GenBank genome assembly. NCBI's taxonomy places the organism in Eukaryota, Metazoa, Rotifera, Eurotatoria, Philodinida, Philodinidae.